Messenger RNA from Salpingoeca rosetta, 1278 nucleotides. RefSeq lists its product as uncharacterized. The record is from RefSeq and is a predicted model, not a curated record. The transcript has a single exon. Bases 389 to 739 code for a protein of 116 amino acids. Lineage: Eukaryota; Choanoflagellata; Craspedida; Salpingoecidae.
UGUGUGCGUGUUUGCGUGUGUGCGUGUGUGGGUGUGUGUGUGUGCAUGUGUGUUUGUGUGUGCGUGUGUGGUGUGUAAGUAUGUGUGCAUUUGCUUGGUGGGUCUCUGCCCGCCUCAUUUGCGUUCGUUACAAUGACAUCACCUCGUUCCAUUCAACAGGCGCGCGCUCUCAUCCAUCGGGCGACUGCCCUGCCCGUACGCCCCUCCUUGAAAAAACAGCUUCAACAUCGCAUUUUCGUGUACUUUCAUUUCAUUAAUUCCAUCACACCCAACAGUCGUCCAAAUCCCGUCCAUCCUCCCAUCGACACAUAGAAACACAUACACAUACACACAUACACACACAUACGUGCAUCUACAUCCGCGUCCUGUUCACACCAUCCAUCAAAUCAUGCCAGGCAACAAGAACACAUGUCGGAUGUGUGGCAAGCCCAUGGACAAGCAGGGGCGCCCAAUAGAAAUGCCCGCAGACAAGGCCGCAACAACAACGACGCUGUGGACAGGCACAGGUGUGACAGACCUGAGCAACAUAGCUUGCACGGGCGCAGCAAGCAGCACCGAUGCCCCCGGCAUCGUGAUGAUCGAAUGCCGCCCCGGCAAUGACACCACGACGGGACAGGCCAACACCUCGAGCAGUGCGGCGACCAAUGCCAAGCACAGCAAUCACACCACGACCAAAGCCAAGGGCAAGAAGAAGACCAGGAAGGCUGGCAAGGCCUCCUCCGGGAGGCGCAGACGCUAAUUAGCAUUACCCAAGCUAGCCGAACUCGGACUUCUGAGCUUCUCCUUCUGUCGAUGUAUCGACACGCGGAAAACGGUUGUGAUAUACUGUAUCGUUGCUUGUCGCUGUAUGUCGUGUCUCUGCUCCGCUGUUGUGCUCUUCUAGGUGAUUCUUCAUUCUCUGCUCUUGUAUCUUCGCUUUCUUCUUGUCUUGUCUUGUCUUGUCACUCUUACUCUUGUCUUGUCACGUUGGCAAACCCGUAUCCUAGUGCCUGUCUGUUGUUUUCACGAUAGAGCAAGUACGUCUUUGUCUGUGUGCCGGCGUCUUCUGUAGAGAGGCUGGGCGAUGCAUGAAUGAUCUGUCGACACGUGAGUCGACAGACACACCCACAGUUGUUCUUUCCUCCGCACUUCAGUGCAUGUUCACGUUUGUAGACUGUGGUUUCAACUCAGUGUGUGUGCUCUGCAACCCCACUUUCUAUGUUGGAGUGUUAUCCCUAUCCGUCCCCCCUCGCGGCUUCUGUCGAAGUAACUGACCGAGUAAACGGAUCAUACUGGAGA